This is a messenger RNA of Ilex paraguariensis (yerba mate), 468 nucleotides long. NCBI's taxonomy places the organism in Eukaryota, Viridiplantae, Streptophyta, Magnoliopsida, Aquifoliales, Aquifoliaceae. The record is from the annotation of a GenBank genome assembly.
AUGGGUAAAUCUCGGGAUGAUUUUAUAAUUUUCUCACCCCUUGCCCUUUUCCUCGAACCAAUUCCAGUGUUGAGAGUUCUGAACUCCGAGAUUAAGUCUACACAAAGGCAAUGGACAAUGGACGCUGACGGAGCAGAUCGGAGUUCUAGAAGUUUCUUCGUGGCAGUUCACGUCGGCGCUGGGUUUCACUCGCCGUUGAACGAGAGAGCUCUCAGUUCCACCAUGAAUCGAGCCUGCCUCGCCGCCGCCUCUGUUCUCCAAAAGGCCUGGAUCGAGACAAUGGCCAUUGUGGAUGUGAAAUGUUUUAUUGAAGCAUUAGCUGAAAAAUGAGUUAAUGGAAGGUAGUUAUUGUUCGUUUGAGCUUGUACUUGAAAAAUACACUUUCUUUGAUGAUUGUGUUUAUUUGUUUGAUUUAGGGUGCCGGUGGAUGUAUAGAUGCUGUUUCGGCUGCAAUCCAAGUAUUAGAGG